AUAUCAGUCACUGUAUGAGGCGGCUGACACACUCGCAGAAGUGGUGGAAGGUGGAGGAGCUGCCGUCCUGGUGUAGUUACCUGUUUGUGGACCAGGUAUGCCAUCAUCAAACCUGCCUGCUACUGUAACCAGGGAGUAACAACAUUAUCUUUGAGUCACCCCAUCAAGAGUAAGGAUAAUGGAAGGGAAACACAACUAUUUUGACGAAGAACUCUACUCUCGUCAGCUCUAUGUCUUGGGUCACGACGCGUCCUCCAGGAUGGCCACAGCUUAUGUUCUUAUCUCUGGCCUUGGCGGGCUGGGCGUCGAGAUCGCCAAGAACGUCAUUCUGAGCGGAGUCAAGUCCGUGACCUUGCAAGACACGAAGACAACGACCAUUCAUGAUCUGUCCAGCCAGUUCUUCCUGACUCACGACGACCUGGGCAGGAACAGAGCCCAGUCGUGCUGUGGUCGUCUGGCAGAACUCAACCAUUAUGUUCAGGUGACGACCACGACACGACCUCUGGAUGACCACCUCCUCCGGGGCUGCAGCGUUGUCGUACUCACAGACUCAGCGCUGGAAGAGCAGCUGUAUGUGUCCUCAGUGUGUCGCAGCCUCGGCGUGGCUCUCGUGGUGGCCUCCUCCAGGGGGCUCUUCGGCUCUGUCUUCUGCGACUUCGGCGAGAAUUUCCAGGUGUUGGAUCCCAACGGCAGAGACCCUGCUAGCUUCCUCGUUGAGAGCGUCUCUAGGGAGAAGGAAGGUGUAGUUACUCUACCGAAGAAGACCUUUCACGGCCUCAACAACGGUGAUCUCGUGACCUUCUCCGGUGCCCAGGGCAUGACCCAGCUCAACCUGCCUCACCAGCAUCGUAUUAAGGUGUUGAGUCCCUCCAGCUUCAGCAUAGGAGACACUCGGUUUCCGGAGUAUGUAGGAGGAGGUGUGGCCAAGCAGGUUAAGGUGGGCAAAACCAUGACCUUCAAGCCGCUGAAGGAGUCACUGGAGGACCCAAGUAUCACCUGUGUGGACGUGGUCAAGGAAGACACCGUAGGUGUGGUUCAUCUAGCAUUCCUGGCGCUCCACGAGUACGUGGCUCUUCACGGUGACCUCCCCAGAACAUGGUGUGAAGAAGAUGCUGCAGAGUUCCUGCGAGUGUUUUACAAAGUCAAUGAGUCAAGGAGGGCUCCAGUGGAGAACGUCAACGAGGAUCUAUUGAAGACAUUUGCUUACACAGCAAGGGGUGAGUUGGCGCCUAUUAAUGCGGUGAUUGGUAGCGUCGCUGCCCAAGAGGUGACAAAAGCCUGUACUGGUAAAUUCACACCGUUAUUCCAGUGGCUUUACUUUGACGCUGUAGAGUGCCUACCCGAGGACACUGAAAAGCUCUAUCAAGGCGACUGUACUCCGAGAGGAGACCGCUAUGACGCCCAGGUCGCUGUUUUUGGCAGAGACUUUCAGGACAAACUAGGAAAACUCAAGUACUUCAUAGUUGGCGCCGGAGCCAUUGGCUGCGAGCUCCUGAAGAACUUCGCCAUGUUGGGGGUUGGUGCUGGCGAAGGUGGAAACAUCACUGUUACUGACAUGGACAUCAUCGAGAAGAGUAAUUUGAAUCGACAGUUUCUCUUCCGCCCGUGGGAUGUUAAGAAGCCCAAAUCUGAGACUGCGGCUGCUGCCGUGGCCAAAAUGAACGCCAGUGUGCACAUUACCGCCCACCAGGUGCGCGUCGGGCCGGAGACGGAGCAUGUAUACGAUGCAACUUUCUACGAGGGUUUGGACGGUGUGGCCAACGCCCUAGACAAUGUGGAGGCCAGGAGAUAUAUGGACAGGUGCUGCUGGCAUUACCAGAAGCCUCUGCUGGAGUCUGGGACGCUGGGUACCAAUGGUAGUGUGCAGGUGGUGGUACCACACCUCACAGAGCGUUACACACAUUAUCAAGCCCCUUCAGAGAAGCCCAUUCCAAUGUGUACACUCAGAAACUUUCCCAGCGCCAUAGAGCACACCUUGCAGUGGGCGCGGGAUAUGUUCGAGGGAGAGUUUUCUCAAGCUCCAGAAACCGCAAAACAAUACCUUACAGGAAUGAGGAAGAUGGAGGAGAUUCUCAAACUGCCCAACCAGCAGGAUGUAGACACUCUGGUGAUACUGAAGAGUGCGCUGGUCGACGACUGCCCGAGGUCCUACGCCGACUGUGUGGCUUGGGCAAGACGGCACUGGCAGGACCAGUUCCAAAACCAGAUUUUGGAACUUCUUCACUAUUUCCCUCCAGACCUCAGAAUGAGUAAUGGAGCACCAUUUUGGUCCGGGACAAAGCGCUGUCCCCACCACCUAGUGUUCGAUGCAGAGAAUGAAUUACACCUCGACUAUAUAUACGCUGCAGCUAACCUCAAGGCAGAGGUUUACGGAAUUCGGCAAGUGAGAGAUCGAUUAAAGACGAAAGAUCUCGUGGCUGGUGUGUCCGUUGCUCCGUAUCUCCCCAGACCUAAACUGAAGACCACAACACAUGCUGUCAGUGACCAGAUGGAGAAACUGUCGCUCUCCAACCUCCUGGAGGUCAUCCCGCCUCCAGAGAGCCUGACAGGUGUCUCCAUUACGCCUCUCACCUUCGAGAAAGACGAUGACUACAAUAUGCAUAUUGACUUCAUUGUAGCAGCAUCGAACCUCCGUGCAGCCAACUAUAAUAUCGAACCCGCCGACCGUCACAAGAGCAAGAGGAUCGCUGGACGCAUCAUUCCGGCCAUCGUAACCUCUACGGCUCUGGUCUCUGGCCUGGUGAGCCUUGAGAUGCUUAAGGUGACCCAGGGACACAAGGACAUCGCUCGUUACAAGAACAGCGAGUUCAACCUCGGCCUCUGCAGGUUCUGUGUGGUGGAACCUGAACCAGCAGAGGAAAACACGUACAACGAAGUGAAGUGGACACUCUGGGACAGGUUCGAGGUUGAGGGUGAACUGACCUUGGAAGAGUUUCUGCAGCACUUCAAGGAGAAUCACGGUCUAGAAGUGACCAUGGUCUCGGCGGGCAGGUUCACCAUCCACUCUACACUCAUACCCAAGACUGAGAGGAACAGGAGAAGAACCAUGAAAAUCACAGACAUACUGAAGGAGGUGAUGCAGGAGGCAAGCAAAGAUGAAGACCAUAGUGAUGUAAACCAGCAGAGAGCCCAGGGGGGCCCCUUGCUUGGUGCAGUGCUGAUGCUGGACCUCUGUGCCGACGACAGGCAGGGGCAGGACGUGGAUGUUCCCCACGUCAGAUACUCCGUUUCCAGAUAAGAAACCGAUUCACAACCAAAAGGCUCUGGGUUCGAUUUCCAGACUUGACGUACCAUAUUAGUGAGACUGCAUACAUCUCUGUUGUCCACGCUAACUUCAUAGUAAAAAAAUAAUGGUUCCUGUG
Molecule: messenger RNA, 3362 nt
Organism: Cherax quadricarinatus
Lineage: Eukaryota; Metazoa; Arthropoda; Malacostraca; Decapoda; Parastacidae
Source: RefSeq, a predicted model, not a curated record